CCAGUUGUUGGAUAUAAUUUCAUAACAUAUGGUUCAUUCGAUACGGAACGUUGCAGUGAAGGCUUACUUUACAUCGUUCAGAAACCGAAGGACUUCAAUACAAAGAGAUAUAAGAUAGGAAGAACAUUUAAUAUAACUCAAAGAUAUGACAGUAUAGUCAAUAGAGUUAAGGUUGCGUUUGUUAACGAUAUGAGAGCUGCUGAAACAGAACUACUUGAAAAGUUUGAGAAAUUGUAUGGUGCUCCCACGAGAGGUAAAGAAACGUUUGAAGUAGAUGAGAUCGACAAAGCUAUAAAAGUAUUUGACGAAGUUGCUGAAAAAUACAUGUAA
Molecule: messenger RNA, 330 nt
Organism: Trichomonas vaginalis G3
Lineage: Eukaryota; Parabasalia; Trichomonadida; Trichomonadidae
Product: organellar and viral DNA polymerase type B
Exons: 1
Source: RefSeq, a predicted model, not a curated record